This is a messenger RNA of Labrus bergylta (ballan wrasse), 6355 nucleotides long. The record is from RefSeq and is a predicted model, not a curated record. Lineage: Eukaryota; Metazoa; Chordata; Actinopteri; Labriformes; Labridae.
AAGAAGUGUGACCUUACAAAAGAUGUUACCAGUGUUGAUCAAGAGUCAGUUCUACAUGCCCUGCUUAGACAGCCUGCUGCUAGACCCAUCCAGACUCUCGAUUCUCCCUCACCAAGCCAUCUUGUGGAAUGCAGUGAGUUGGUUGGUUUGGUAUCUAAAGAGCAUGCUUACUCAUUGCCUCCGUCUUCCUCUCUACCAUUGGGUUUGCCAGGUACACCCUUCCAGGUUUCCCCUUUAAGUGGUUCUUCUGGACUGCUGCAGCAUCAAAGGACAAUGUAUGAGGAUGGAAGUAGAGCAUUUAACCCCUCUGCCAUUCAGAAAGAUAAAGUUGAACAAGUAUACAGGACUCAAGACGACCUGAAAAAACAUUUGAUGCGCAGAAGGAAGUUCAGACACUCCCGUACCUUUGUCAACAUGAAUGAAUCUGUCCAAGUGACAAAACAAUGGAAAGAGAACUACGAUUUUAAUCUAGACAGCAAGUUUGCAAGUGACUCAAAGGAUGGAGCUAUUAUCCGAGCCUUGCAUGGGCCAUGGGAUUACUCUGUUCAAGACUCCAGUGAAGAGCUUCGGCUCAUCGUGCACAUGUGGAUAGGUCUGUUCUACAGCCGGUCAACACCCAGGUUGUUUCAUAUCGACUCUGACUCAACAUUACCAUGUUCAGAAGAGAGUGAUUCUUUGGAAAUGUCCAGUGAAUUGGUAUCAAGCUCAGGCCAGUCUGAGUUGAAUGCCAAUUCAGAUGCACAUUUCCCAAAUGUGGCGGACACUUCAGACCCUUUAAUUUCAAAAGCACUGGACCUCAGCAAGAAAGACAGCUCUGCCUUGAACCAAGGAAUUACUUUGGACCAUGGAUCUAUGAUUUUGGACUUGUCUGUGAAAAACUCCAAUGCAGAGGUUGUCACUUCUGAUUCACAAGUCACAAGCAACAAAGACCCAGAUGCGUCUAGUGAAUGGAAAGGAGCAAGUAAAACAUUGAACACCCAGUCAUCCAAGGGACAACAGGAAGCAAGUCCAUCCAAGGUUUUUAGAGAGAUUGUACUCUCAGAAAAGAUCAUUAAAGAGGUGAAUGAUGUCAGAAUCACCUAUAAAAACAACAGGACCUGCACAACUUUGCAAAAAGUUGGCCAAUUGGAGCACACUAAUGUUUCAUAUGUACCAAGAAUUCUUGAACAGAAAGCAAUGGAAGAUGUAACCAUUCAACCAGAAAAAGAUCAGACUACUUCCAGAAUUGCUGACAUGUUACAAGGAUGCUACAAUGACAAGACUGACGUGAAAGUUGACACUGGGAAUUCAGAGGCCACAGAGAUCCGUUUGGUUCAACCACUUGAAAGGUUUUAUCCAAAUCCAUGAUGGAUGACUCCAACAAAGAAGCAGGAGAUGGGGUUCCGACAUUUCAGCCUAAUGAAAUUGAACCCAAAUAUGGAGAGGAACUGGAAGUAAAAGGAAAGCUACACCAAGAUGAUAACCAUGAGCCUUAUCCAAAACGUAUCCAGGAAGGUGGGGAUACAACCAUCAAAGAUUUGGCUGUAGUUUGCCAUGAAAAUCUUAUGGAAAAUGAAAAGCGGUUAUCAAGUGAGGGACCUAUGGCAGUCUCAGAAAGCAAGGCUGUAAAUGUGAAUGAAGAUGUGGAUUGCUGUGCAAUUAAUGAAAGUAAAGUGAUCACAGAAGAUCACUUUGGUGAAGAUGACAGGCUUGUUGAGAAAGACAGUUCUGUUUCAGCUGUGGAUACUGAAAGCGAUGAAAAAAAUCAUCCAUUGUCUGUGAUGUGUAAUGGCCAAGACUUUGUUAAGAAGGAUGACAUCACAAAGCAUACAUGCCCAGAGCACCUGGAUGAGCAGCUACCACAAGCGGAAAACAAAGAAUCGUUUCAUGAUUUACAGUUGAGAAAGCUCUGUGCAAAUGGCAGAGAUGAACAUACCAUCCCACAAGGAUGCUACAAUGGCAAGACUGACGUGAAAGACGACACUGGAAAUUCAGAGGCUACAGAGAUCCGUUUGGUUCAACCACUUGAAAGGGUUUUAUCCAAAUCCAUGAUGGAUGACUCCAACAAAGAAGUAGGAGGUGGGGUUCCGACAUUUCAGCCUAAUGAAAUUGAACCCAAAUAUGGAGAGGAACUGGAAGUAAAAGGAAAGCUACACCAAGAUGAUAAUCAUGAGCUUUAUCCGAAACGUAUCCAGGAAGGUGGGGAUACAACCAUCAAAGAUUUGGCUGUAGUUUGCCAUGAAAAUCUUAUGGAAAAUGAAAAGCGGUUGUCAAGUGAGGGACCUAUGGCAGUCUCAGAAAGCAAGGCUGUAAAUGUGAAUGAAGAUGUGGAUUGCUGUGCAAUUAAUGAAAGUAAAGUGAUCAAAGAAGAUCACUUUGGUGAAGAUGACAGGCUUGUUGAGAAAGACAGUUCUGUUUCAGCUGUGGAUACUGAAAGUGAUGAAAAAAAUCAUCCAUUGUCUGUGAUGUGUAAUGGCCAAGACUUUGUUAAGAAGGAUGACAUCACAAAGCAUACAUGCCCAGAACACCUGGAUGAGCAGCUACCACAAGCAGAAAACAAACAAUUGUUUAAUGAUUUACAGUUGAGAAAGCUCUGUGCAAAUGGCAGAGAUAAACAUGCCAUCCCAGAAAAAGGUCCUCACUCCUCAUCAAACAUGGAGGCCAAAUGUAAUGAACCUGCAGUGAAGGAAAAUGCAGAAAAUGACAUUUGUACUGCUGCUAAAGCAACAAAGAAUGAGAGCACGUGUUCGUUGGAUGGGUCGAACGCAAGGAACUGUAUUCCCCAGACAAAUAACAGAGUUGCAUCAGGAAACAAAAACAAAGCAAUGGCAAGCUUCAAUCUAAGAAGUGAUGAUCAUAAACAUUGGGAUACCAAAUCAGUUCAAAUGGUUGAUAACACAACUGAUAAGGAAUUAUCACUUCAUCUGUCUCAUUCACCCAAGUGUGAGCAAAUACAGCUUGAAGCUGAAGUGACAAAAGAAAUGGAUCAAAGAAGUGGCAAAACAAACGAGGGAUUGGAAGAGUGUAAUGGUAGAGUUGUAAUUCCAUUUAUUGGAAUUGACAUCUCUAGAGAGGAUAUAGUACUUCCUCAUGACUCACAGUCACAAGACUGUAACUGUAAAAAGGCAGACGUGUCUACAGGCAAAGUAUCCCUUCUUGAUAUUCCUGAAAACAAGCCAUGGGCCUUUGGAGGUUGGUCUGACGACCGGUGCCCCACACCAACUAUGGAUGAGAAACCAUAUGAGUCCAUAACUUCUUCUGAUCCUCAAAGUUAUCCAUCCAGCACAUUUUUGACUCAGAAAUGCCUCAAUGGAAGCUCAGUAACUGGAAAAGACAAGGUGCCUAUUGAACAAAAACCUUGUCAGAAGUCUACAGUUAACGGAGAUUCUGACCCUCAUCAUGGUCUUCACCCUGAUCUUGAACUAAGAACUUUAAGAGUUUUUCAAAGUAUAGACCAGUUCCUCUCCAAAUCUGAGUUGAAAAUAAUCCAUAAAAAGUCAGCACCAGUGUCUUCCUCUUCAGUACAAAAAGUGCACACAGAAUCAUCAGCACACUUUCUUAUAUCACCUUUCAAAAGUAAAAUAGAGGAAGUACUUGGGGUUGGGUUGCAGCUUAAGAAGACAGACUCAUCGGUACGUCAACAGUAUUUUGAAGGAACAGAAAAAUCACAAGAAUCUUCCUCAGGGCAAGGUUAUUGUCAUCCCCACCACUCCCUUUCUUCUACUUCUACUUUGGGAGCCAUUAUUUCAAAUGUUGACCAAGACACAGCAACAUCACAGGCCAAUUUAAGUCAUGAACCAUGUUCAUCCAGUCUGCGCCCUGUCAUGGCUGUGAAACCAUCAAAGAGUGAUGAAAGUCAAGCAGAUAGCCUAUCAAAAGACAGACAAAUUGAUCACUCUGUAAUGUCAAAAUUUGCCAAAAAUAAACAACCUAAAAUCCCUUUGGUCACCUCUCCUACACGCACUACAAUGCUAUUGGAGAAACAGAGAGAAUGUUACAAAGGGACUUCUGAAGGAAUAAACAACAAUGCCCAAGAAGCCUCCAAACUUUUAGAGAAGAGCAGUUGGUCGCCACAUGUAGGUGACCGUAAGUCAAAGUAUGAUAAAGAUACACUUGUAUGCCAAGAUCCUUUGUAUCAGAACAAAAGAAGGGACUCUUCAAAAUACAACAAGAUUUCUUCAUCAUCUCUCCCUGUUCAGACUUUUGGAUGUAUAAAAAGUUCAUCUCAACUUGUCAAUGGAAAACAUGGUUUCUCUACAAAUAGUUCAGCAGAUAGAGUUGGUCAGACAGCUGCAGAGAGUCUUGACAUGGAUCAGAACGACUGCUUGAGUGCAUCAACUUCACUUGUGGACUACAAAGAUGACAACAACAUUGAUGACAGUCUCUACCUGGGCCCUGAUAGCUCACUCUCAUGCACCGUCUACAACACCAGCCAGAAGAGAUCUCAUUCAUUUCUGGAGCAGAUUUCUCAACGGUGCAUACAAGAAGACCCAACUGAGGCGUCAAUGGAACAGGAAUGCCUUAUCUUUUCAGAAAAAAUUAAACAGCUUCUGAAAAGAAGUAAAAAGGGAUCAAUCCACCAACCUGAGUCACAUGGAAAAUUGAAUCUGCCUUGCCCCAGUCCUAUGACUGUACACUUCUCAGGUCUAGAAGAGCAGGAGGAAACCAUGGAUCACUUGGAUGCACCGUCACUUUUUGGACAAAAAAUCAAGGUUCACAUGUCUGACAGGGAAGACCUGGAAGCCACCACAGAGGGGGAAAAGGCUUUACAUUCUAAAAAGUCAUCUGAAGGUACAGGCACACCAAUUGAAGAUGCUGGAGUGUCUACUGUGACUGCAGAAUGUGCCGAGCUGUAUGAGGAAAAGAUGAACAAUAUUUGUGCUGUCAGAAAAGUCCCAUCUACACGUAAGCACAUGGAAAGAGGUUGCCCAAGGUCUGAACCAAGUAAAUAUUUCGACUUCUGUGACCAAAUGAAGAGGGAGAUGGACAAUAGUUUUCGCAGUAAUCUGAACUCAGUUGUGAAGAAAUCUCGCAAAACUAAGUACAGAUUCUACAUAUUAGAGACGUCAGAUGAUGUCUUCUUUGAGGAAACCAAGGUACAGUUGGAGGCAGAGGGCCACACUGCUGUACAGCCAUCUGAGUUUUUCCUUGAUAAGGGUACUUCUUCAUCUCUUCUCAUCAUCCUCAGGAAUGAAGACAUUGCAGAGCACAUUUGUGAGGUCCCACACUUGUUAGCGCUGAAGAAAUCCCCUGGCGUGCAGUUUGCUGGGAUUGACGAAACAGAUGAUGUUGUCAACCUCACCCAUCAGGAGCUCUUCACAAAGGGGGGUUUCAUAAUGUUGGACGGGGCAGCACUGGAGCCCCUCAGCCUUUGUGACAUGAAAAAAAUGUCAGAAAUCUUGCAAGGACUGAGUAAAACAGGGAAGUGGAAGUGGAUGCUACAUUACAGAGACAGCCGUCGGUUAAAAGAAAAUGCAAGGUUGAGUCAAGAGGCAAAAGAGAAGAAGCAACUCCUAAACUGGUGCCAAGAAGCUGGAAUAAUUGAGGUGUUGCCUUAUCAUGAGUGUGACCUCAUGUCAAGAGAUCAGCCGGAUUAUCUCACAUGUUUGGUCCGCCUACAGGUCCAGAAUAUAUCUGCACGUUACACUGUUUUUAUAACCGAUACAGCAACAGACAGCAAGUUUGAAAGUAAUGGAAUAAUAACGACGACGUUCAACUCGUUCUUGACGUGUUCUCCCAGUGAAGCGUUUUCAGCCUGAGUUGAAAACGUCCGAUGGACAAACCCGAGUUGUCCUUUUUCAAUAAAACGGAAGCUCACUAAAUGAGGAGAAACUAGGAUCUACCUUCAAUGAAGAUAUACAACAUGGCAUAAUCUUUAUUUAAUUAAGCAUUAACAAAUGACUAAUGGCUUGACAUGGUUUUCUUAAGGUUCAUUUGUAAACUGACUUAUAUUUCAGUCAAUAGAGUGUCACUGACGCCAGUAUGCAGGCAGGUGAACUGUUUAUAAUGUAUGUAUUUUGUAUCGUAUUUUUAUUGUACAUGACAGCAAUGAUAACUUGUUAUAAAAAGCUAUUUUUACAUAUAUGUAUAUUUCUUGUUCAGUUGCAACUGUGGCUUGAUUCAUUUUCAGCUCAAUCAUUUGUAGUGUUUUUUUAAAUUAUACAUUCGUUCUGGUCAAAAGGCUAUUCACAUACAUUUGAUUUGUUUUAGUACGUCAUUAUUAUUUUUAUUGCAGUGUACAGGCUUUGCAAAAAAACGAAAUUAAACUGUUUUCAAGUGUAACAUGUUAAAGUAUAUUACUGUUCACUGUUAUACUUUUCUGACUGAGAAAUAAAGAAGCAUUUUGUUGUUUCAUGAAUCUGCACUUAGAGACUGA